AUGGUGGGAUCAGAGUCAGAAGGAAAAUAUAUAGAAUACAUAAAUAAAUAUAGUGAACUUGACAAAAAUGAGGUUUCUGAAAAAUUCAAAAAUCGAAAUUCAAAUGAAAGCCUAUACUUUGAAAAAUAUAAACAAAAAGAUGAUAUUAUUCUCAAUGAUUCAACAAAAUAUAAAAUAUUAUUUUCAUAUUUAAAAAAAAAAGAGAAAAAAAAAUUAAUACAAAGUGAUGGCGAUAAUAAUAUAAUUUUACAAAAAGAUAUAUUUUCCUCAAAAACAUCUGAUUUAGUUCAAAUAUUUUCUGAAAAUUUAAUAAAAUAUAAUAUUAAUUUAGAAAUAUAUAAUGAUAAAUUAUAUAUUUCAUUAAAAUUUAAAGAUAAAAUCGAUCCUCUUAUACCAUAUUUAAAGAAAGAAUUUUUUUUUAAAGCCAAAACAGAAGAAAAUGUUAUAUUAUUAUUGGCUAAAAAAUUUGAAAUAUAUAAUACCUUAAUGAAAUCUAUGUAUUUAAAACAUAAAGUUAAUGAAUAUUUUAAAAAUAAUAAAAAAAUAAAUGAUUUUUUUUUGAAUAAUAAUUUUGAAAAAAAUAUAGAUACUUAUAGUAACAUUGUUAAUACUACAUUUUUUUCAAAUUCUUAUAAUGUAAAUAAAUUGUUUAAAAAUAAUAUUAACAAAUUUAGAACAGAAGAUAAAAACAUAAUUAUAGCAUCAAAAAAUGGGAAUGAGCAACGAAAUGAUUCAAAUAAUGUUUCGGAAAUUAAAGGAAAUGCUUUAUCAAAAAAAAAGACAGAACAAGAUCAAAGUCAGUAUUUAACAAAAUGUUAUAUAAAAAAUAAUAAUAAUGUUGAAUUAACAAAAAAAACAAAUCAGUCAAAUAAUAAUGAAAAUUUUGAUGGAGAUAUAGAACAUGGCCAAUCCAUUUAUGAAGAUUCAAAUAAACAAUCAAUAAGCAUUUCUUAUAAUCUAUUAUUAGAAAAAAAUAAAAAUGAAUUUGUCAAUUUAAAUUUGAAAAAAAGAAAAACAGAAAAAUAUAUUAGUAAAGAAGAAUAUGGCGUUUAUGAAAAUGACAAUUUAAAAGAUAUAUAUAAAAAUCAGAUAAAUGAUAAUAAUACAAUGGAAAAAUCCGAAAAAGAAUAUUUUAAAAUUAACAAUAUUGAAAAUAUUGAACAAAUAAAAAAAAUAGAAAUAAAAAUGUGUGAAACGAAAGAAGAACGACGGAAACUAAAAGAACAAAUGAAGUUGGAGAAAAAUGAAUUUCUUAGAAUACAAAAAGAAGAGAAAAAAAGAAAAAAAGAAAAAAAAAUGCUUGAAAGAAAAAAAAUGUUAGAAUUGGAAAAAGCAUAUAAAAAAAAAUUAAAAGAAGAAAAAAAAAUAAAACAAAUGCAAGAAAAGGAAAGAGAAAAACAAUAUAAAAAAUUUCAAAGAGAAGAAAAAAAAAAAUUAAAAAAAAAAAUUUUGAAAAAUCAAACAGAUAAAACAAAACAAUGUGCAAAUAUAAAUAACAAAUAUGAUACAGAAAACAAUCAAUAUACUAGUAAAAUAAAUUUAAUCAUUGGAAAUGACGAUAAUGAUAAUAGGUUAAAUGAAAAACCACAAUGGAUGGAAAUAAAAUCUCCAGUAAAAAAAAAAAAAAUUAUUAUAGAUAUGGCUAGUUGCACACCCAAUAAUAAUGUAAUUGAAAAAAACAAUUAUAUUAACUUAAGUGAUAAUAAAGUAAAAUUCUCUCAAACAAAUGACAAUAUAAAUAACAUCUCAUCUUAUAGCAACAAUACUAAAAGAAAAAAAAAAUUAAACACAGAUUUAAUAUAUGAAGAAAUAGAAAUACGCAAUGUUUUUGAUGAAGAUGGGCAAAUAAAAAAAAAAAAUAUUUUAAAUAACAAUAAAAAAAUAAAAAUAAAUAAAAAUGAUCACACACAAGUAUACCACGAUUUAGUGGAUACCCAAGGGAAUGACACUUUGAAUACAUAUCACGAAAUAGCCAAUUUAAAAAAUGAAUACAUGGCUCGAGAAAGUGAUGGAUUAUUAUUAGAAAAUGAUCAAAAAAUAAUAGAAACAAACACACAGCAAAAAAAUACUAUAGAGGAAAAAGAAAUUGUAACAAAGAUAAUAAAAAAUAAUAUAAGUUACAAUAAUGAUAGUAUUUCAAGUCUUUUUAACCAAAAUCAAGAAAAUAAUAUCUAUAUUAAUAAAAAUAAAAAAAAUGGGAUAAAAAGUAAAAUGGAUGAGUUAUAUCACCAAAAUGAAAUGUUAAAUUUAAAAAAUACAUCAUCUUUUCAAAUAAAUCAUGCAAAAAAAAUGAAAGGCAAUAUAAAUGUAGAAACAACAAACGAAUUCAGUGGUACAAAAGAAAAAAUAAAAAAAGAUGUAAAAAAAAAUGCAAAAAAAAAAGAUGUAAUACACAUACCUAAUAAUGUUAUUGAUAAAAAAAUAGCUAUGAAUAUUAUGGCAUAUAAAGAAGAAACAAAUAAUAAAGAAACUAAAAAAAAAAUCGCUUUAUUUGGUCAGGUAAAACCUCGAGAUAUAAUAAAAAGAGGUAUAUAUGGUUAUAAAGCUUUUCAAAAUAAUGAAAAUUUAUAUGUUGAUGUUUUAAUUAUAGGAGGUGGAAUAUCUGGAUUAGCCGCUUCAUAUUAUUUAAAAAAAUGUAAUGCAAAAUUUUUAUGUAUAGAAGGACGAAAUAGAAUUGGAGGUAGAGCGUUUACAACACAACUUCCAAAAAGAAUAGUUAAUAAUAAAGUUCUUCCAGAAACAAUAGUUGAUUUGGGGGCUAAUUAUCUUCACUGUUGUGAUAAUUCUGAUUUAUUAAAUGAAAAUAAAAAAAAAAAAGUAAAAAAAAAAUAUACGUCAAAAAAUUCAUUUAAAUUUAAUUAUACAAAUAUAAGGGAUCAUAAUAACAUAAAUAAUAUUAUUAAAACAAUGGAGAUUGAUGAAAUUGAAAAAAACUUAGAAAAUAGCAUAUCACAGUUUACUGAAGGAUAUGAAAAAUUAAUUAAAGAAUUUAUAAAACCCCCAAUAUAUAAAUGUUCAAAUUCUUUAAACAAUAAUAAAGAUUGUGUAAACAUUGAUAAUAAUGCAAAUUUCAAAGAUGAAAAUGAUAUUGAAUGUAUCCAAUGUGAGAAAGAAAACUGGCAUAGUGAUUUUGAUUAUAUAGGACGAAAAAAGGAAAAAGAUUUGAAUAAAAAAAAACUAAAAAAAAAUAUUUUAUUUAUGAUUAGAAAUAAUGUUGAUAAUAUUUGUGAAUUUUAUGAAAAUUAUUAUUAUAAAAAUGAAAAAAAAGAUAUAUAUCAAUUUUUUAAAAUUAUAGAUGAAAAUAUAUAUUUUUAUGCAAAUUUAAGUGAUGACAAUACAUAUAGUAUUCCUAAUAAAAAUAAAUAUAAUCAUUCUAAAAUUAUAAAAAAUAAACAACUAAAAGUUCUGACUGUUAAUAAAGAUACGAGAAAAAGACGAGAAUAUGAUAAAUCCGUAACAAAAUUAGCUGAAAAACUGAAACCCAAAAUAGCUUUAGUAUGUGGAAAAGAUAAUUGGGAAUCUACAUUUUAUGCCUAUUGGUAUAAUAAUGAAAAUGGGAAAAAAAUUAAAAAUUUUAAAAUAUACCGAAUGAAUUUAUUGUGUGAUAAAAUAAGAAUUAGAGCAGCUCGAAAAAUAAAAAAUUAUCUUUUUAUAAAUGAUGAUACAUAUGAUAAUCAAUAUGUUACUAAUAAAAAUGAUGCUUACAACGCUGAUAGUAUUGCUUACAAUAAUCUAAUUUUUAACAACACAAAUGAUAAUAAUAGUAAUAAUAAUAGUAAUAAUAGUAGUAAUAAUAAUAAUAGUAAUAAUAAUAAUAACAAUUUGACACAUAAAAUGGUCGACAAUAUUGAUGACAAUACUGGAAAUGCUAAUUCAAAUCAAACUGAGAGCUUUAACAGCUUUAAAAAUGAAUAUAGCAACAAAGGUGAUACAGAAAUAACAAGCGAUUUAUAUAUUAAAAAUGAAAAAAAAGAAAAAGAAAAUUUUAACAUCUAUCAUAAUAGAGUAAACGAAAUAAAAAAUAACUUUCAGAAAUAUAUAAAUAACAAUAUAAAACUUUUAAAUCCACACACUACCCAAGAAGUUUAUAAUUCUGCUUUAAAAAAAGAUAGUUUGGUAGAAUAUGUAGAUGAUCAAUUUGAAUGGGAUGAAAUUAACGGAAUUAACAAAAAAAAAAAAAAUGCAAAAGAAAAAAAUAAUGAAGAAGAAGAGGAGAUGUGUGAAAAUGAUAAACCAAAUAAUAAUAUUAACGAAAAUACUAAUGGAAAAGUAGAUAUAAUAAAUAAUUCAAAAAAAAAAUCAAUUGGUGAAGUAUCCGAGUUAAAAAUAAAUAAUGGGAAUAAUUUUAUUUCGAUAAAAAAUAGACCAAAAAUAAAAAAUUCACCAAAUUCCAAAAGUGGAAAUAUAAAAACAAAAAAUUUAACGACAAAUUUAGACACAUUAUUUUAUGACAAAAACGCAAUCAUUUAUGAUAAUUAUUAUAAUUACGGAGAAGAAUAUUAUAAUAUUGUCAAAGAACCAAAUAAAUAUAAUGAACAAAAUAAAAAAAAAAAAUACAAUAUUAAUGAUACGUGUUUGUAUAAAAAUGUGGGUAGUAAUGAUAAUACAGAUAAUGAAAAGUCAUGUGGAAAAAUCAAUAAAAAAAAAAAAAAAAAAAGUAUGUGGGAUUUAUUAAUGGAAUGUACAGAAGAAAUAUUCACUGAAAUGGAUUUAAAUCAAGAAAAUUACUCAAUUGAAGAGUGGAAAAUGCUAAUGGUAGCUUUACAAUCAAGAUAUGGCUAUGGUGGUGAUUUAAGAAACACAUCUAUUGCAAUGUCAAGACUUCCAUCUUCUGGUUAUAUGGAUAUAGACAUAUGCCCAAAUUAUGGCAGUAAAAAUUAUAUACUAAAAAAUAUGAAAUAUUAUGAUAAAAUAAAAAAAAACGAGCAAGUACCCCACAUUUGUCAAUUUAAAGAUAAUACCAGUGCUGAUAAAAUUGUACUUGAUGGAUGGAAAUGGAUAAUUGAUUAUUUAUCAGAAAAUAUACAAAAUAAUAUUUUUAUUAAUACGGUAGCGGAGCUUGUUCAAAUAAAAAAUCCAACAAAUUCAGCGAAUUCAAACAGAGACCAAAACCACAUUUAUAUUAAGAGCGACUCCCAAAAUGAAGAUAUUGAUGAUAAUAAUUGCAAAAAAAAUGCUUCAAAUAGUAACCAUAAUAGCUUACAAUCUUAUCAAUAUGACGAUUACAAUUCUGCAAAACAAAAAAAUGAAAACAUAGAAUUCGUUAAAGAAAAGAAUAAUGAAGAAAUCGAUGAUUUUCUAAAUCAUCAAAAUUUUGAGAAUUUUAUUGACAAUAAAAAUUGUAAGAAAAUAAAUGAAAACGAUAAAAAAAGGAAUGAUGAUUCAUAUGUCGAAGCAAAUGAUAAUGAAUAUGAUUACAAUAGUUUAAAGAAGGAAUAUAAAAUACCUAGUAAUUAUGGUAGUUAUAGUGCUAUAGUUAAAUGCAAAUGUUAUGAUACUUCGGAAAAAAAUGUAAAUAAAAAUUUUCAUGGUACUUCUGAUUUAAGUAAUUGUAAAUUUAAAAACAUAAAUAUUCAUGCUAAAUAUAUUAUUGUUGCCUUGCCACUUGGAUGUUUAAAAGAAAAUGAAGAAAAGAAAAAAAAUCAAAUACAAUCCUGUUUAAAAUUUGAACCUGAAUUACAUCCCCUUAAAAUCAAAGCACUCAGUAAUUAUAAAAUGGGAAGGCAUAACAAAAUUAUUUUACGAUUUUAUCCAUUUAAUUUUAUAUGGCCAUUUGAUGGUUUACAAAUAAAUUGUAUAGAUCAAAAAUUCCAAUAUUUAAAUUUACACGCAUAUGGUAAAAUUGGGUGUAUUUUAGUACAUUGUUUUCCACCUUGGUCAUCUACAUAUGGUUAUAUUAAAAAAGAAUAUUCUAUAGUUAAUGAAUGCUUAUAUAAUUUAAGUAAAAUGUAUGAAAAUAGUGGAAAAAAGCUACCUAUUCUAGUUGAUUAUAUUAUAACAAAAUGGCAAGACGAUACAUUUUCAUGUGGCUCUUAUGCAUAUCCGGAUUAUAAAUGUAAUGAUAAUGAUAUUAUAUAUUUAAGAGCGCCCCACCCUAUACAUAAUCCUAAAGUUGUUUUUUGUGGCGAAUAUUUAUCGAAAAGUUAUUUUCAGUGUGUAGAUGGUGCAUAUGAUACUGGUAUUAGAGCAGCAGAAGAUAUUGCGCAUAUAGGAUUAAAAUUGAAAUCUUUUGAUAAAAAAAAAUAUAAUACUGAUAUAUAUUUUUUCCCAAAUGAUACAUGUCCAUUUACAAAUAUACCAUUACCUAAAGUAAAAAGAGAGCUAUUAGGAUUUUACAUAACUGAUGGAAGUGAUGAAGCAUUAUCAGAUUAUGAAAGUUCUUCUGGAGAAGAAGAUGAUACUAUAUCGAAUAUUCCUUUAUCGAUUAUAAAAGAAGAACGUAACUUAUUAUAUUCUACAUUAAAAAACAUUAAUAAUUUUUUCCACCAAUUAAAAGAUGAAAAUAUUAGGAAAAGGAAAAAUUUACGAGGAAAUUGUAAAAAGAAAGUUAGAGAUAAUCGAAUUAGCCAAACUGGUAUAAAAAUAAAAAAUAUUAAAGCUCAAACAAAUUGUAUGAAUAAUAUGAGCAAUUUAAAUGGAAUAGUAACAGAUGAUUCAAAAAAUUGUUACAUCAAAAAAAGUAAUACCGAUUUGCAUUAUGAUGAUGGAUGCAAUAAAAAAGAGUUAAACAAUUAUGAUAAUUCACACAAACUAAAUGAACAAAUAAUAUAUUCUCAAUAUGUUUCUUCAAAUGAAAUUAUUAAUUUAUCUCAUAAUAUAAUACCUAUAAAAAAUAAUACAGAAAAUGAUAUAUCAUUCGCCAAAUAUAUAAAUAGUAUCGAUUUUUAUCUUGAUAGAUAUGUGAUAAAAUUUAGAGAUAUUAUUUUUCAUAAUUAUAAUGGUAUUGAAUUAGGGAAUAUUUGUGAUGGUGUAAAUGUAACCAAAGAUUUAAUAAAAAUUGGAUUUUCUCUAUCACAAUCAUUGCCAAUAAUAUUGAAACGAUUUGAUAACUUUCAAUUUAUUAUACAAAAGGAAUUAUGCACAAUGCUUAAGAAAGUUACGCCUGUUCUUUUACCCUAUUUCAAUAAUAUGAAUGACAAAAAAAAUGAAUUUUUAUCAAUUGCCGAAACACAUCUUAAUUAUAUUUUAACAUCGAAAGAAGUGAUAAAUGAAAUAUUUUAUGAACAAAUAAAAAAUAUUUUAGAAAAAAAUAAUAUGACUAGCCAAUAUAGUAAUAAUGAAGAUAUCGAUUUAUCUCCUAAUCAAUAUGAAGAAACCAUCUAUCACAACAGAAAUAAUUAUUCAUCAAAAGAGUAUUGUAUUAUAAAAAAUAAUGUUGUAGAAGAAGACGAAAAAACGGGGAACAAUCAUAUAUUCAAUAAUGAUAUAAAUAAUAAUAUUAAUGAUGUGCAAACAAAUAUUAUAUACAAUAAAAUUAUACUGAAUGAUCAUAAUAACAUAAACAAUGCAGAUGGAAAUUUGGAGAAACACAAUAAUAAUUAUGAACAAAAAAUAAUAAAUGAAAAUGCAAAAAAUGAUGAAAAAAAUACAAAUCCAAAAGGAAAUAUCAAUUGUAUGCAGUUAGACAUGAAUAAUGAAAAAAAGAAAAAUAUGUACAUUCAAAAUAAGCAAAUAUAUGAAUUAAAUAAUUAUUUAAAAUAUGUUUUAAAUAAUAUAUUUAUGAAAAAUAAAUAUAUAGAAGAAUAUAUUGCAAAUACAAAUAAAAAUAAAAUUAAAUUAAACUCAACUUGUUUUCUUUUUUUUUGUUGCUAUGUUUUACAAUAUAUAAUGAAGCAAAUUAAUUAUGACUUAUCACACAAAUUUAGUGAUUUUAAUAUAAUUAUUCAGUUAUUAUGUGAUUAUGUAUAUUAUUUAAUAUUUUAUAAACACGAAGUCUUAUGUUAUAAAUGCAUGAAUAGUGGUGAAUUAAUUUUGUGUGAUUUUUUAAAUUGUACAAAUGGUUGGCACUAUUUUUGUUUAUUCUCAAAAAAUGAUCAGGAAGAAAAAAAGUUGAAUAAUUUGUGGUUUUGCCCAAAUUGUCUCAACGGAAAAUUAGUAAAACCUUCUCAAAGAGGUUAUUAUAAUCAGAAUGAAAUAAUACAAAAUUAUUGGAAAAGAAGAGUUUACAUUUAUAAAAUAAAAUUUUUUUUGUCGAGAACUCGCAGAAUUCGAAAAAGAUUAGAUUUACUUGAAAUGGAACUAAAUAAAAGAAUUCCAUAA
Molecule: messenger RNA, 8259 nt
Organism: Plasmodium berghei ANKA
Lineage: Eukaryota; Apicomplexa; Aconoidasida; Haemosporida; Plasmodiidae
Product: lysine-specific histone demethylase 1, putative
Exons: 2
Coding region: 1-8259 (2752 amino acids)
Molecular function (GO): oxidoreductase activity
Source: RefSeq, a predicted model, not a curated record